Molecule: messenger RNA, 1666 nt
Organism: Pungitius pungitius (ninespine stickleback)
Lineage: Eukaryota; Metazoa; Chordata; Actinopteri; Perciformes; Gasterosteidae
Product: olfactory receptor 11A1-like
Exons: 1
Coding region: 761-1666 (301 amino acids)
Biological process (GO): G protein-coupled receptor signaling pathway; detection of chemical stimulus involved in sensory perception of smell
Cellular component (GO): membrane
Molecular function (GO): olfactory receptor activity; odorant binding; G protein-coupled receptor activity
Source: RefSeq, a predicted model, not a curated record
GGGUUUGUACCCAUCUGUCAUUCAAAGGGGCAGCGUAACUAGGAUUUAUUUUAAGUGAUUUUGAGGGUGAGUUAUUCGAAAUUCAAACUGCAAAAUGGACAUGUUCAGAUAAUGAGCUCUGUCAACCAUUGUUAUUUUUUUACCUCAAGUCUAAAAACACUUUUAAUUUGAGGAUUUUCGACAUUGACUCGCUUUUGUUUGUUGUAGGCAUUUACUUCAUUUUUUCCCAUUUGAAAGACUGUCAAAAGUUUUUUUUAAACACAACAUUGGCUCAUUUGUAUGAUACUAAUAUGAUAAGAGCUUGAUAUUGUAAAUAUAUUGAAUGUGAAUAUCCUAAAAGGACUCAAGAAGGAAAAAGAAAUCUUGCUUUUGUCUUUUCAUGUCAACUGUUGGCUCCAAUCAAGGACACCCUAACUGUUUAAAGAUAUAAAGAGAUGGGGUGGGGGAGCUUGUGUUCCCUUGAGUGUAUUGAUUGGGAUCCUUGGUGCAGCUUUCCAGUUUAACCGAAAAAUGAAUGCACACGCACACACAUCUUGAAUCUUGUUGUGAUUAGAUGUUGCUUAAUUUGCCAAAGCAAACAUCUGUGACUUCAGCCCUCUGGAAUCGAGUUGUUUACAGACUUCAUCCUUUGGAGAGUUCAAUGAGAUCCAUGGAGGAUGAAGUAGUUUGAUAAAAAACCUCCACCCGUCUCUCACAGAUCACUUUCUGUGCUGUUUGAACCAGAUUAAUAUUUCUUAUCAUCUCACUGGAUACAUUAUCAAUGGAUUAUAGAUCUAAUGUUACCUAUAUAACUUUUGGUGGGCAUGUGGAAGUGCAGAAAUACAGAUAUCUUUAUUUUGUGGUCAUGUUUACAGUGUAUAUGUUAAUAAUUACCAGUAAUUUCACUAUUGUGGGGAUUAUAAUGUUUUACAAAAACCUGCAUGAGCCAAUGUAUAUUUUUAUUGCAGCUUUGUUAAUCAACUCUGUUCUUUUCAGCACUGUUAUCUACCCAAAGCUUUUGAUUGACUUUUUAUCAGAAAAACAGAUCAUAUCUUAUCCAGCAUGUCUCUUCCAGUGGUUUUUAUAUUACUGGUUAGCUGCUUCAGACUUUGUGCUCUUGUCGUUCAUGGCCUAUGACAGAUAUGUGUCUAUAUGUAACCCUUUGAAAUAUACAACCAUCAUGCAAACAAAAACGGUUAAUGUUAUCUUGUUUUCUGCUUGGAUUCUGCCUGCAUGUUUGUUUUUACUACUACAGUUACUUAAUGCUAAAAAAGAAAUCUGUCAGUUUCACUUGAAAGGAAUACUUUGCAACAGCACAGUUCAAACACUUCAAUGUGUGAGAUCAACAAUACUGAAUAUAUAUGGCUUGUUUCUUCUUGUUACUUUUUUAAUUCUCCCUGUGCUCUUCAUACUGUUCACAUACAGCAGGAUACUUGUAGUAUCGUAUCGAUGUAGAGGAGUCAGGAGAAGAGCUGCACAGACCUGUUUACCCCAUCUGCUGGUUCUAAUCAACUUUUCCUGUUUCACUGCGUAUGAUGUACUUCUUGCUCGACUCGAACUUGAUUCAGCAAAAAUUGUAAGUUUGAUAAUGGCUUUACAAGUUGUAAUAUAUCACCCUCUUUUUAAUCCAAUCAUAUAUGGACUAAAAAUGAGAAGGAUUUAUGAUCACCUUAAGAAGCUCUUUUAG